CCUCCCAUGUCCAGGCCGCAGCGCAGGCCACAUACAAGAUAGAUACGGUAACGAACGACAGCGACGGCCACCUCCCAUUCACCCACCCACACACACACACACCGACACAUACACCGACACCGAGACGACGAAACAUGCGUCCCGUAUAGCAGCAAUGAUCCGGCACCAUGCAACCACGACCUCCACCUCCACCUCCCCUCCCACCCCUUCCACCACCGUCGGCCCUUCACCCCCCCCACCAGACGACACCGUCCUAACCGACCUCCGCACCCUGGCGCUAAUCCGGCGCGUUCUCUGCACGCACUCGCCUCCGACGCGAGCACUGGACGAGCUCCUCCCCGCGCUGACGAGCAGCGCCGAGACGGACGUGGAGCUGUACGCGCUGGUGGCGAUUGUCGCGCGCGACUACGUGUUCUCGUGGUAUGCGGCGCUGUCGAACGAUAGCGCGUUUGGACUUGAGGUCGUCGCGUUGAUUGCACAUCUCACCAGGGGCGUCGAGGAGAGGGUUAGGAAGUUGGAUUUGGAGGGGUUGUUGCUUGAUGAGGUCCCUGCGGUCGUCGAGGCGCAUGUGGCAGAUUAUAGGAGGGCGGUUGAGCGAAAGGAUACGGCUCUGGCGCCGCAGAUGGACCUGGCAGAGAUCUUUCGGAGUUAUCAACCGCAUCCGGCGUUCGCGAACGGUGCGGAGAGUGAGCGGCAGUAUCUACAGUUGCUUUCGAACGGCUUGCUUGCGGUGCUCCUUCCGAACGAGGACCUGGAUAGCGACUGCGAGCGCUCGCUGCUGCGAGAGAUACUUGCGUCGCUGGUGUUCGGGGGCAUGCUCGAUAAGCUCAGCGAGCCAUUCAUGCUCUACGAAAUCAUCACUACGCUGGUCCGGAAGCUACAGCCCGACCUCGCGCCGCUCGACCCACCGUCCGUCGUCACGUCCCGCAGAAGCUCCGUCAAGCCCGGAGCCGUGCGCAUAGAAACACCCCCGCCAGGCCCACCGUCGCCGCCUCCCGCGCCCCCGGGAGGCCUCGAGCGCACAUUCACCAUCGUCGCCAGCGCCGUGAGCACCAUCUACAGCGUCCUCGCCUCACUACACCACCUCCUACUCAACCCCCUCCCCCCUCGCCCGCCAAAGCGGCGCACCCUAAUCCGCAGCGCACUCCCGACGUGUCUCUCUACGCUGCUCAACUUCCGGUCGCUGCAACCGUGGCUGCCCUCUGCCAUCCGACUUCUCACCAAGCCCUUCGAGUCGCGCAACACGUUCCUCGGCACGCUCCUCGACGACCUACUGAUCAGCAAGCUGACGCCGCACCUCACCUCGCCGCAAAUCCUCAUCGACAUCCUCCGAUCCGCGCGGGCCACGCUUUUUCCCGGGAACAUGCCCGCACCCCCGAGGAAAUACCCCUCCGAGAAGGAGAAGAAGCGCAUUCGCACCGUUGCCGAGUAUACGCUCCUCGCCGCGUUCCCAGAGGUUGUCACCAAAGUCUGGUGGGGCGCAAGGGAGAAGAAGGAUAUGGCCAGGCUGGUCGGGAAACACUGGCUCGACCCAUUCGCGGAUAAGGACGUGAAUAAGGUGCUCAUCGUGAGACUGCUCGAUCUGAUCGUUGGACGGCUGCUGCCUGAGUUGCUGGUUAGUGGUGGGGUAAAGCUGAGGGGGGUUAGGUCUGGUGAUGGUGAUAGUCCCUCCGAAGAGAGCCCCGAGGAGAGCCCCGAGGAGGGCGGGAAGGAGGAGAAGCUGCUGCGGGGGGAGAAGCGGCUCCAUGGUGGGAAAGUGCUCGUCGUUAGGGCGUAGUGUUGCUUUGAUAUGCGUCAUCUGCAUUGCAUACUUGCUUCUAGGUACUGGUGAUUUGUCGUGUGGAGUUUGGGCG
Messenger RNA from Tricharina praecox, 1853 nucleotides. RefSeq names its product PXA domain-containing protein. The coding region runs from base 155 to 1777 and encodes 540 amino acids. The record is from RefSeq and is a predicted model, not a curated record. The transcript is spliced from 2 exons. Gene Ontology annotation, molecular function: phosphatidylinositol binding. Gene Ontology annotation, cellular component: intracellular membrane-bounded organelle. Lineage: Eukaryota; Fungi; Ascomycota; Pezizomycetes; Pezizales; Pyronemataceae.